CCAGAAGAAAAGCACAUAUAAAAGAAAGAUGAGUAAAAUUUUGAGCAUGGCAUGGAUAAUGAUGAUGAUAUUAACAUUGAUUGUUAUCGAAGGUGAAGCAAAAUCGGAGUCGGAAUGCAAUGUGAUUUGCCGUCCUCAUUGCAAAGCUUUUGGUUCAGCAGGAGAGUGUUCCGACUGUCAUAAAAAGUGUAAUCAAUCUCCACCAUCUCUAAUGACAAAGAUUCUAAAGAAUCAACACAACAGCAAACAAGAUGACUUAAUUAAAUAAUCUAUAACAAAUACGAUAAAUGUAUUGAUGGACACUUAUCCCAGAUUUCUUGUAUUGAUUAUGUAUUAUCUAUUUAAUAAUAAGAUAUUAUUUAAAUAUUUAA
Brassica oleracea var. oleracea is the source of this 371-nucleotide messenger RNA. RefSeq lists its product as uncharacterized. The record is from RefSeq and is a predicted model, not a curated record. The coding region runs from base 29 to 268 and encodes 79 amino acids. NCBI's taxonomy places the organism in Eukaryota, Viridiplantae, Streptophyta, Magnoliopsida, Brassicales, Brassicaceae. The transcript has a single exon.